GAGGGUGAGAGAGAUGGAUGGUGUGACUGACCAGCAGCAGUGGCAGCAGCAGGGUAUACCAGUGUUUCCAGGGCAGGACUCAGAGGAGGGGUUGUACUAUCACAGCAUUCUGCAGGCCGUACAGAAGUGGUUCAGUCAGUUUGGCUGGCCCCGUGGACCAAACCCCAUCUCUCUACCACGCUCUCUCAGAAGGGUGGUAUGUAGAGUCCAGACAGUAGACUCCAGCUCCAGUGAGUGGAGGAACUCGUACCUUAUGAGUCAAGGUAAAGACACACGGACCAUCUACGACAUGCUGCGUCACCUGAGCGGACAGACACUUCCUGGUGUGAGCACCAACCAAUCGCUGCCCUGCAACCUCACUGAGCGCGUGCAGCAGCUGCUCCACUGGAACACAGUGCUGCUGGCCUUCCUCAGGAGGCAGGGAGCCUGUCUGUCCCACAUCAGACCCGAGUACCUGUUAGACUCCCAGGAGUUCAGCCACUGGAGCUCUAUACAGGCCCAGUCCCAGUGUGAUCAGAGGGGGAUGGACUACAGCAGCAAGGUCUUUGAAUCCCUCAGUAAAAGGGCCUGGAUGGAUGUUCUACUGCAGACCUACAAGGUGCUAGUCCUGCCGCGGGUGACAGAGGGUCCCUUGUCCCUGGGCCUCCAGAGCUGUGACAGUGGCAGCAUGGAGCAGCAGGUCCCCAGGAUAGACCCAAAGCCCCUGACCUCUAACGUCUACUCCACCUGGGAGAGGAGGCUACUCACCUGGCUCAACCUGCACUACCACAGCAUGAGGACUACCGUCUGGAGCCCACUCACCUCUACAGGAGACGUCCCACCAGCCCGCUGGGUGGUGAACUUUGACAGGACCUGGCAGACGGCCUGGUUCUGGCUGCUGUGCUGGCUGCCUACUGUCCCUUUCUGAUCCCCAGUCAUCUCCAGAGGAUGUACACCAGCAUCAGCCGCCUGGAACAGAACCUCCACAACAGUAUCAUCCUCAGCCAGGCCUUCACACUGCUCUGCCUGGACAUAGACAUCCAGCCCACAGAGCUGUCAGACUCUAACCCUGUUCUGAUGUUGAUGCUGUGUGUUUACCUUUAUGAGACGCUGCCCCAGUACCUUCCCAGGAGAACCAUCACCCUGUCUGGCAGCCUGCACCACACCUUCACCA
Oncorhynchus keta (chum salmon) is the source of this 1153-nucleotide messenger RNA. RefSeq names its product cilia and flagella-associated protein 47-like. The transcript has 7 exons. The coding region runs from base 14 to 907 and encodes 297 amino acids. The record is from RefSeq and is a predicted model, not a curated record. NCBI's taxonomy places the organism in Eukaryota, Metazoa, Chordata, Actinopteri, Salmoniformes, Salmonidae.